AUGUCAGCCAAGCAUUUCAUCAAUGAUCCCACCAAGCUGGUGAACACGGCCCUUCACAGCCUCACGCUGACGAACCCGAGCCUCGCCCUCGACAAGACGAACAAGAUCAUCUACCUCAGACCGACCGCCAAUGCCGCGCCCCAGACCUCCGUGAUCAGCGGCGGCGGCUCCGGCCACGAGCCCUCGUUCUCCGCCAUGGUCGGCAAGGGACUUCUCUCCGCCGCCGUGGCGGGAACCAUCUUCGCCAGCCCCAGCGCCGAGCAGGUCCGCACCGCCAUCGCCUCGCGCGUCGACACGUCAAAGGGAGUCCUGGUCACCGUCAUGAACUACACCGGCGACGUCCUGAAUUUUGGCAUGGCCGUCGAGAAGGCCCGCGCCCAGGGGCUCGAGGUCGAGAUGGUGGUCGUUGGCGACGACGUCGGCGUCGGACGCGCAAAGGCCGGCAAGGUCGGUCGCAGAGGUAUCGCCGGCACCGUGCUCGUGCACAAGAUCGCCGGCGCGCUGGCGGCCCAGGGACGGCCCCUCAGCGAGGUCGCCAAGGUCGCGCGCCUCACCGCGGACAACCUCGUCAGUGUCGGAGCCAGUCUGGAACACGUCCACGUUCCGGGCCGCGCGAUCCCCAGCGAGAAGGACGAGGGUGCGCUGCAGCUCGGCGAGGCGGAGCUGGGCAUGGGCAUUCACAACGAGCCCGGCUCCGGCAGGGUGAAGGCGGAUCUGCCGGAGCUGGUGGCCAAGAUGCUCACGCAGCUGCUGAACCAGAACGACAAGGACCGGGCGUUCCUCAACGUCAACUCGAACGAGGUCGUUCUGCUGAUCAACAACCUCGGUGGUGUGAGCGCCCUGGAGCUGGGCGGCAUCACGGCCGAGGUCGCUGCGCAGCUUGAGGGCAGCUACGGCAUCCGCCCCGUCCGCAUCCUGAGCGGCACUUACAUGACCUCUCUCAACGGUUUGGGCUUCAGCAUUACGCUGCUCAACGUUGUCAACACGGAUAUCGGUGGCCCUAGCAUGAUUCAGCUUCUGGAUGCCCCUUGCGAGGCUACCGGCUGGUCGUCUCCCAUCCUCAAGGAGACCUGGGAAGCUAAGAACACUGCCAUGAGAGAGGAUGGAAGCGGCGCUGAGCAGGCCACUAAGCCCAGCGAUCUCAAGUACGACGCUGCGUCCGCUACUAAGACCAUCACCAAUGCCUUGAACCGCAUCAUUGCUGCCGAGCCCGAGGUCACCAAGUACGACACAAUCGUCGGUGACGGCGACUGCGGCAUCGGCCUGAAGAGAGGAGCUGAGGCCAUUCUCAAGCACAUCUCCGAAAAGCCCCUGACGGGCGACGCUGUCGUCGACCUGGCCUCCGCGGUCCCCGUUGUCGAGAACACAAUGGACGGCACCUCGGGCGCCCUCUACGCCAUCUUCCUCAACGCCCUGGUCGGCGCCCUCCGCUCCCUUGCCCCCGGCACCGCCGACCCCAAGGUCUGGGCCGCCGCCCUCAAGCAGAGCAGCGACGCCAUGUCGCGCUACACCCCCGCGCGCCCCGGCGACCGCACGCUCGUCGACGCGCUGUACCCCUUCGUCGAGACCCUCGGCGAGACGGGCGACGUCAAGAAGGCUGCCGAGGCGGCGCGCGCCGGCGCCGAGAAGACCAAGGGCAUGAAGGCCAGCCUCGGCCGGACGGUGUACAUUGGCGGUUCCGGCUUCGAGCAGGUCCCCGACCCUGGCGCCUGGGGCCUGAGCUGCUUCUUCAACGGUCUUGCUGGCGAGGAGGACGGGUGGGAGAAGUUGUAA
Colletotrichum chrysophilum is the source of this 1773-nucleotide messenger RNA. RefSeq lists its product as uncharacterized. Gene Ontology annotation, cellular component: cytosol. Bases 1 to 1773 code for a protein of 590 amino acids. The record is from RefSeq and is a predicted model, not a curated record. Gene Ontology annotation, molecular function: glycerone kinase activity; ATP binding. Lineage: Eukaryota; Fungi; Ascomycota; Sordariomycetes; Glomerellales; Glomerellaceae. The transcript has 2 exons. Gene Ontology annotation, biological process: glycerol catabolic process.